This is a messenger RNA of Callorhinus ursinus (northern fur seal), 2416 nucleotides long. The record is from RefSeq and is a predicted model, not a curated record. NCBI's taxonomy places the organism in Eukaryota, Metazoa, Chordata, Mammalia, Carnivora, Otariidae.
AUAAUGGGACCAUGAGGAGAGACCACCAAUGGUGCCUAUGGCGUGAUUUUUGUGGGGGAAGAAAUUGUAGGUCCUUGGGACAGGGGCUCUUUGGGGUUUCAUCUGUCUCUGUCCUGACAGGACAGUGUGACAUUUGAAGAUGUGGCUGUGUACUUCUCCUGGGAGGAAUGGGGUCUUCUUGAUGAGGCUCAGAGACGCCUAUACCAUGAUGUGAUGCUGGAGAACUUUGCACUUGUGACCACCCUGGGUUGCUGGCAUGGAGCAGAGGAUGGGAAGGCACCUUCAGAGCAGGCUGCUUCUAUAGGAGUGUCACAGGUCAGGACUCACCAUGCAGGUUCAUAUCCCCAGAAGGCACACCCCUGUGGGAUAUGUUGUCUGGUCUUAAAAGACAUUUUGGGUGUGGCUCUGCAUCAGAGAACACGUCCCCAGUUGAGAUCUUACACAUGUAGGAAACAAGUCUGUUUCACUGCGAACCUUCACCAGCAUGGGAAGCAGCAUAGUGGAGAGAAACUGUUGAAAUGGGCUUCAUUUGUGAAGAGCUGUAGGUCCCAUGUGUCAGGGAAGUCCUUUACCAAUGGGGAGGUUGAUAAGGAUUUCCUCGCCAGUUCAGGCCAGCACCAGCACCAGGCCACUCAUAAUGGGCAGAAACCACACAGUUGCACCGUGUGUGGGGAAGCUAUUAACAGUGGGAAGAGCCAUUGCAGUUGGUGUGAAUGCAAGAAAACUUUUAGCCACAAAUACACUCUUGCUGAACGCCUGAGUGUCCGCACUGGAGAAAGGCCUUAUGAGUGCAGUGAAUGUGGGAAAUCCUUCACCCGAAGGUUUAACCUCUUCCAGCAUCAGAAAGUCCACACCGGAGAAAGGCCCUAUAAAUGCAAUGAAUGUGGGAAAUUCUUCACCCACAUCUCCAGUUUCAUUCAACACCAGAGAAUUCACACAGGGGCAAAGCCUUAUAAAUGCAGCAGAUGUGGGAAAUUCUUUGGCCAGAGCUCCAGCCUUAUUGUACACAAGAGAGUUCACACUGGAGAAAAGCCUUAUGAGUGCAGUGAAUGUGGAAAAUCCUUUAGCCAAAGCUCCAGUCUCAUUAAACAUCAGAGAGUUCACACUGGAGUGAGGCCUUAUGAGUGCAGUGAAUGUGGAAAAUGUUUUGGUGACACCUCCAGCCUCAUUAAACACCGUAGAGUUCACACUGGAGAGAAACCUUAUGAGUGCAGGGAAUGUGGGAAAUUUUUUAGCCAAAGUUCUGGCCUCAUUCAACACCAGAGAGUUCACAGUGGAGAAAGACCUUAUGAGUGUAAGAUAUGUGGGAAAUCCUUUACCCGCAACUCUGACCUCUUUCAACACAAAAGGGUUCACACUGGAGAGAGGCCUCAUGAGUGCAGGGAAUGUGGAGAAUUCUUCAGUGACACCCAGUUUGCUCAACACCAAAAAAUUCACAUCAGAAAAAGGUCUCAUGAGUGCAACAAAUGUGCAAAAGCUUUCAGCCGAAGGUCUAACCUCAUUAGACACCAGAAAGUUUACCACCACACGGAAAGGCCAUAUGUGUGCAGCAAAUGUGGGAAAGCCUUCAGUCAGUGGUCUGCCGUGAUUCAGCACCAGAAAGUUCACAAUGCAGAUCGGCUUUAUGAGUGCAGUGAAUGUGGGAAAGCCUUUAGCCGAAGGUGUAACCUCAUCCGACACAAAAAAGUCCACACUGGAGAGAGACCUCAUGAGUGCAGUGAAUGUGGGAAAACCUUCAGCCGAAAGUCUCACGUCAUUGGGCACCAGAAAGUUCACACAGCAAAGCCAUAGCCAUGCAAGAAGCAGGCUUUCUACGUGUUUGAUAUAAUGCCAUGGGAGGAGAGCCUUUGUGAGGGAGACAUCUUCCUGAAGUUGAACUCAUACAUCUGAAUAUACACCACAGGGAAGAUUCCCUGUAAGUUCCAGGUAUGUGGGAAGCUUCUAGGAACCAUAUUGCACUUCCUAACCAGCUUGGGCUCCUUGCUGAAAUUGUGUGACUGCCAGUUUUCGUAGUAUAAGUCAGCUCUACUGCCUAGAAAGGCCCCCAUGGUAUGCAUCAGUUACCCCACUGUUUAGGGAAGUAGAUCUCUGUGUUCUGUCUGGAGAAAAUAAUGAGCAGCCUGAGCCUUUAGAGUAACAUCAUUCCCUUUUCUCUAAUUAAUGUGUAUAUCUGAUCCAGUUUUCUCCCAGAACACCUUAUCUGGGUUCUACUGGUGGCUUGCAGAGAAGGUUUGUCUUCAAGGACAUUGUUUUCAUAUGACACUUGUGAUGGAUUUUUCCAUUCUCCAUGUCACCAACCCAUAAACUGCCUGCCUGACCUUGCUAUGAUUUGUGCAAUAAUAAAGGCCUUAUUGUUUAAGCCACCUUUAAUCUUGGGGGUUGUAUUCACUAGCUGGUUGCUUUGAAAACAUCAUGA